AUGAACGACAACUGGCGGCUGGCGCAGGGGCGCACGACGCAGGCGAACCGGCUCGGGAUCGAGAAGUGGGCGCUGGCCGAGGCGGAGCGGGCGGCGGCGCAGGAGAGCAACGGCAAGGGCGCGCCGUCCGACGACAGCACCGUGGACACGAGGGCGCAGCCGGCGCCGUCGGACUCGUGGCGGCAGGCGACGGUGCAGAUGACGAAGAUGAUUCCCGUCGUCAAGUCGCUCCAGGACGAGGUGGCGCGCGGCCGGUCGCAGGUGGCCCUGGAGGACUCGAAGGCGCGCCCCGCCGCCCUCACCAUCGCCGAGGAGGGGGCGGGGGACAGCCCGCGCAAGAUCGACAAGGAGGACGCGAGCUGGAUGACGGGCAUGUACGAGUGUUCGGGCGACCCGGAGGUGUGCAAGCGCGCGGUGUUCAUGCCGUGCUCGCUGGUGGCGCGCAACCGCCGCCUGCUCACCUCGGAGGUCGAGGUGGGCUCGCAGUCGGCGAUCUGGUGCGUCGCGGGCUUCUGCGUCGGCUUCCCCUUUCUCGUCUUCGGCGGCUGCGCGGCCGCGGCGCUCUGCGGCACCUCGGAGACGCGCUCGGAGAUCCGCCGCAAGUACCGCCUGCGCGAGGAGCCCUGCGGCGACUGCCUCGUGCACUCCUUCUGCCUCUGCUGCGCCAUCGCGCAGGAGCAGCGCGAGCUCCGCAUGCGCCGCCACGCCCUCGAGGGCGACUCCGCGGCCAUCGAGCGCGCGCUGGAGGAGAAGGAGCGCCUGCGCGAGGUGGCCGCGGAGGCCGCGGCGGCCGCGGCGGCGGUCGAGCAGGCCCCGCGCGCGCCGACGAUGUCGCGGAGCGGCGCGCUGGAGGAGGGGGCGAGCGGGCGCGCGCUGAGCCCGACGUUCCUGUCGGGCGCCUACUCGACGGCGCUGAGCAUCAAGCGCCUGUUCACGUCGACGGGCGGCGACGCGGCGCCCGUGUCGGCGGCGGCGGACAUGGAGCCCUCGCCCGAGGUGCGGCAGCUCCAGGCGGGGACGCCCGGCGCGGGCGCGGGCACGGGGCGCGCGUCGCGCGCCGAGACGAACAAGUCGCAGCUGUCGACCGCGGAGGGCUUCGUGGACCACAUCAAGCGCGCGCGGCAGGGGCGCGACGCGGGGCUGUCGCGCGUCCGCGAGCCGCGGAAGGCGUUCAUCCAGGUGGAGUCGAACUACCCCAUCGACGAGAUCACGCGCAUCAAGACGGCGGGGCGGAAGCUGGACGAGAAGGAGGCGGAGCGGCAGAUGCAGCACAACAUGCCGCUGGCGGUGCGGGCGUCGCGCGCGCUCGCGAUGGAGAACGCCGCCAAGUACGUCAAGGGCAAGCAGCGCAAGCAGCUCCUGGACAAGGCCAAGAAGCAGGCGGUCAAGGUGUCGAUGAGCACGGACACGGUGCUCGCGCUGGGCAGCGUGUGGAAGGCGGUGUCGCAGGAGGACAACGCGAACGUGCGCGCGGGCGAGGACGGCACCAAGUUCCUGCAGGACCCGCGCAUCGGCUACGCGGGGCCCAACCAGGAGUUCUUCGUCUUCCUGACGCCCGACGAGAUCGCGGAGAUCCGCGAGAAGACGCGCCAGGAGAAGACCGCCAACCGCCUCACCGCGCAGCAGGCCGCCGAGGUGGACGACGCCCUCGAGGCCGCCGAGGUGCAGCUCGGGCUGGGGCAGAAGCGCCAGGAGAGCGCGGGGAACCGGCUCAAGAACGCCCUGCGCCUGCACAAGAAGGACUCGGACGACUCGUCCGGCGACGAAGACGACAUGAUCGAGGAGGAGGAGGAGCUGGACGCGGAGAUCGAGGCGACGCCCGGGGACGGCCCCGCGCGCGUCAGGACGGCGGACGCGGGGGCGUCGUGA
Molecule: messenger RNA, 1869 nt
Organism: Pedinophyceae sp. YPF-701
Lineage: Eukaryota; Viridiplantae; Chlorophyta; Pedinophyceae
Source: the annotation of a GenBank genome assembly